Dichomitus squalens LYAD-421 SS1 is the source of this 596-nucleotide messenger RNA. RefSeq lists its product as uncharacterized. The transcript is spliced from 5 exons. The record is from RefSeq and is a predicted model, not a curated record. Bases 27 to 572 code for a protein of 181 amino acids. Lineage: Eukaryota; Fungi; Basidiomycota; Agaricomycetes; Polyporales; Polyporaceae.
CGUGUUCAUCUCCAUUCGCAGGCGCAAUGGGCUUGGUCUUCUUCUAUCGACUCGCUUCUUUGGCAUUGGCGACGAUAACAGCAGUAAUCGUGCUUGGCCUUUGCGUCAGCUCGACGACCGCGUUCCACAAGCUACUCUCGGGUCCUGGGCUCGCAGGAAUCACUACAACACUCACUUAUGCUAACCUCGGCAUUGCGGCAGGGGCCAUGGUCAUCAUCUCGUUGCCUGCUAUGUUGUUCGUGGAUUUCAUCAAUGACGGCCGCAUCGGUCUACCCAUCCUGAUUGAAAUCCCAUGGUUGUGUGUGCUGUGGAUCAUGUUCAUCGCCACCGGAUUGUCCACCAGGCAUUUCACCAACGGUCCAGGGAAGCUGCCACAUGGAGUGACCUGCGGCGACGUUCCGACCGACGAGUUCAAAACGCUCUGUCAUGAGUGGGACCCUAUUCAGAUUAUUUCAUACAUAACGGCUGGUCUUCUGUUUCUGUACACGAUCACCCUACUUGGCGUCUCAACAUUUAGAGCCUACGGUGGAAAGUCGAUGUGGGGCACCAGCGUCAAGAAUAGCGAGCUAUGAACGCAGUCUCGAUCUGCAAUCGCG